Messenger RNA from Beta vulgaris subsp. vulgaris (sugar beet), 875 nucleotides. RefSeq lists its product as hypothetical. The coding region runs from base 239 to 751 and encodes 170 amino acids. Lineage: Eukaryota; Viridiplantae; Streptophyta; Magnoliopsida; Caryophyllales; Amaranthaceae. The transcript has a single exon. The record is from RefSeq and is a predicted model, not a curated record.
UUUCACUAAUCACAAUAUUCUCCAGUAUAAAGCAAACCUUCCUAGUUACCCUUACUCUUCCUCCUGUCACUUUACCUUUCCCAUUUCCCCAUCUUCUUCAUCUCCUUCUCCCAACUUUCUCUCUCCUCCCACCUCCACACCAUUUCUCACUUCUCCCCCAAAUCAAAAAUCCCCAAACAUUUCAAAUCUCAAAUCCCUAAUUUCACAGUGUAUAGUAUACACUCAAACACUCAAAAAUAUGGCGACGCUACAAAAAUUCAAGCUCUUAGCAUCACAGUGUGCAGUAAUCGGAAGCCCGACACGAAGCCCGACGACAAGCCCAGUCAUCCACAUCCGCCGUCGUAAAACCCUAAGAAUGCUCCUCGGCGGCGGCGGCGGAAGAAACGGCGGCGUUUUCAAUCGCCGAUUCAUCCAACCGAGUCACCGACGAGUUGAAUCGCCGGAUCAUCGGAAAAUCACCGAUCAAAAAUCGCCGGCGAUAAAAGAGAAUAAUAACUUAGGCGUAAGGCUUAAGCUGAAGGAUUUGUUCGUAACUUCUUCGGCUUCUCCUCCUCCGCAAUCGAAGGUUCUAGAAGGUGAGGAGGAUGAACAGAGAUUAUUACCGUCUACUGGUAGUUCCGGUGUCGGCGCGGCGGCGCGCCGAGUUGUUAGCGGCGGCGUGAGGCCGUUUUCGGCGACGUUGAGGCAGAGAUUGUUGAUGAGGAGAGCGUGGCGACCUGUGCUGGUGGCUAUACCUGAACAGUCGCCAUAGUACUGUUGUACUGUAGUCUGUAUUUAACUUUGUACGGAUGAGAUGAGAGUGAUGAUGAAGAUAAAGAAUUUAUUUUUGGGGAAUCUGAAAUUAUGAUUGAGUAUAUAAAUAAAUGUUUUUCUUA